GUAUGGGAGAAUGAAAUUCGUAAAGCUCUGAUGCCAGUAACACCACAGUCUAGUGCCACACCUACAUACCCACAGCAGCAACUGGGUAUGGACAAGGAGGAGGCCACCUGUAAUGACAUCUCUCAGAUUUAUCAAAUAUUUCCCGAUGAAGUCCUGGGGUCGGGUCAGUUUGGUAUUGUUUAUGGAGGUGUUCAUCGCAAGUCGUCUCGUGCUGUUGCUAUUAAAGUGAUAGACAAGUUAAGGUUUCCUACUAAACAAGAAGCGGCACUCAAGAACGAGGUCGCUAUUCUGCAGAAUCUCAGCAACCCG
Cherax quadricarinatus is the source of this 309-nucleotide messenger RNA. The record is from RefSeq and is a predicted model, not a curated record. Lineage: Eukaryota; Metazoa; Arthropoda; Malacostraca; Decapoda; Parastacidae.